GACGCUUCACCAAACCAAAUCAGGCAGACAUUCUGCUCAACGUGCUCUAUUGUGACUUUGCCUUUCUUAGUUGUUAUUAAUUGAAAUAUCAUGAUAAAUCGUAGUAAUUACUUGUAAUAACAUUUAGUGUAUACACCGCUAGAAACUAGGUAUUCAUUGUGUUGAAAAGGCACACUACAUAUUUCAUAUUUGUUACUGGAAACUUUCAUUCAACAAUUGGUCAACCCUUUGUUUAAUUAAGGGCAAAAACUAAGGCACCUUCUUUGUCUGAAAGGCAACAAUUACAGUUUUCGUAAGGUUCCAAAACAUUGCAAAUUGGUUGACAAUAUCAUUACAAUGGAGUUUUAUGGAUGGGAAAGUCCGAAUAUGAUGGUACAAACAUAUCAUCAUCAUCAUUCGCCAAUUGAAUCGAUUUCGCCGGAUGAUCCUCGCCUCACCCCCACGAGCUACACCCCCACGGCGUAUCACCACCACUACCUCGGAGAAGGAAGAGAGGAGUUGGUGAUGACGACCACAUCACCGUCUUUGCCUCCAGAACUUAAUUCUUCUUCCAUGAUAAUCCGACCCGACGCGCGAGAAAGAGUUGUACACCAACAGUUUUCGAAACAAGUUGAAAAGUUCUUACAAAUUGAUUUUGCUGCUUAUGAGACAAAAAUGUGGAAGUCUGAGCUAUCCAAGGUGCUGAAUAUUGUGCGGAAAAAUUAUUCAAAGUUGCCCUCUUCCUCGUCGAUUGAAGAAUUCAUAAAAAUAUUGCUGUCAAGUCAGAGUCAAAAUCCUAGUAGUAAGAAAAAUGCUGCCGAAGACAUGUACAUCAUGGCCCUUCGAGCCUGUGUGGAACUAAUCUCUCUUCCUGAACUUCAGCCUGUCAACCUCUCUGAAUUUAUCGACCUCUUGAUUCGAGAAAUGUUGGAUGAAGUUUUGCGACAGGCUCCUCAACGCCAGCCACAAAUUGAACAAAUUCGACAGGACUACUUGUACCGAAAUAAUCAAAAAGCCAUGAAAAUCACACCACCGGCGGGUCCCGUUAAUUAUGACGUUUUAGAAAUCAACAUUCCCACUUUUGUAUCUUUGCAACAUCAAUUAUUCGAAGUUGAGGAUGGCGAGUAUUUACAACAAGUGCAGAAACAGACCGAGCUGCUUCUCGUGUUCUCCUACCUUUCAGACGAACAAAAAUUGGAUUGUUUUAUGAAAUUCUGCUCAACUGAAGUACCUGAGGCUGGUGGAACCAUGUGGCAAAUGAAGCUACUUUUGUGGGUCCUUUCCGAAAUUCUGCAACGAAUGAGCGUUAUUCCUCCCAUUGUGCAACCAGAACUGGAACGACUCUUCAAAAAAUUGAUAAACAAUUCUUCCAAACAAAACUUACUCGAGUUGAUCUCCCUUCGACAACAGUUCAAUAAAUUACUGCCCGACUUUAUCUUCCAAAGUAUUGAUAAUAUAGCGAAGAAACGUUACGCCGCGUGGGGACAGUUGGUGGCAUGUACUCCAGAAAAAAAUAGGUUCCACUUUCUGGAAACAUCCGUUCAAGAGAUGUUCCAAAUUCAGAAAACCCUCACAGACUUUGAUGCAUAUUUCAAAUACAGACAAUCGCUGUUGCAGUACCAGCAAAGUGAAUUCAUCCAGGCAUCACCGUUGCCCAUGUUGUCGUCCCCCAUUCAAGAAGUAGUUCCUCUGCCAUUAUCACCAUCCCCAUCACAAUUCCGCUUACCAAUCAUAGAGUCGAAAAAGCCUGUCAUGCGAACCACAGACGAUCUCAGAAUCAUAGAUGACAUUCCUGACGACAAUGAAAACUGUGUAGAUUAUGACCACUUUGAUCGAAACAUAUUGUUUUCCCCAGUCCCUCGAAAUCCAUCCGACCUAGAAUUCGAUGCUCACCGCCAUAGAAAGGUGAGGAAUUCUCAUCCUAAAAGAAAAAUUGUCGUCCCACCUCCUCGAUCCGAUAUUGCCGAGUUUCUCAAGAUGUGCAGAGAGGAAGCGGUUCGCAUUCGGGCGGAGGAAAUUGCCCCCCAACCCAAGAAACGGAGCAGUGAUGAUUCAUCAACUCGAGAGGGCAAACGAUCUGAUGAUGCUCAACCGGACGGUGGUGCAGCCGUGGUUGCCAAGAAGGUAAAAAAGAAUGUGGUGGGCGGCGGCAACCGAACAAAAGGUAUCCGAUAAGGACCCGAAUGUCUGACACGAAGGUCCCUAAAAAUUGUAGAAUAAAUAGCCAGUAAAUAGAAUAUAUAUACACAUUUUGACUUAACACAAGACAAUGCAAGACUGUAACCCAUGCGUAAUAUGCAUUUAUAUUAAUCGCGAUACAAUUUUAAUCAUUUCGACGAAUGAUGAUAUGAUAAUUAUAAUGAUGGAUUUAGCGCAGCAGUGAGUUUUUAUUAUGCUUAAAUAAAUCUCUCCAAUUUUUUUUGUUACUUAA
Molecule: messenger RNA, 2410 nt
Organism: Folsomia candida
Lineage: Eukaryota; Metazoa; Arthropoda; Collembola; Entomobryomorpha; Isotomidae
Exons: 8
Coding region: 337-2154 (605 amino acids)
Source: RefSeq, a predicted model, not a curated record